This is a messenger RNA of Cetraspora pellucida, 499 nucleotides long. NCBI's taxonomy places the organism in Eukaryota, Fungi, Glomeromycota, Glomeromycetes, Diversisporales, Gigasporaceae. The record is from the annotation of a GenBank genome assembly.
ACAAAAAUCUGAAUUACAAGGAAUGCCUUUUGGUGUAAAAAGAGUUGAUGAAGAAAAAAGUAUAAUAUUUUAUUAUUGUGAUAGAGAUAAUCAAACUAAUAUAACUAGUUACCAACCUAAUGUUAUCUGGGUUUUAACAGUAACUGCAGAUCCAAAAAUAAUAAAAGAAAGAAUUGAAAAUAGUUUAAAAAUAGGUUUAAAAUAUAAUAAUGAUAUAACACAUUUUGGUAAAACACCAAAAUUUCCUACACAUUUUGGUUUUUUUCUUAUUGUUAAUAAAGUAAUGCCUAUGAUGGGAUAUGAUAUAAAUAUGGAUAGUAUGACGAAUCUUAAAUUUACUACAGGAUCAGCAAUGCAACAAUUAAUAAAUACUGUUAAAGAAAUGAUAAAUAAUCACUCUAAUUUAGAAAAACCUUCAAAACCUAAAGAUACUAUUGAUACAAAUCAAGAUCAAAAUCAAAAUCUACCAUUACUACCUGAAGCAAGAAUAUUUGAAUAA